Botrytis fragariae is the source of this 285-nucleotide messenger RNA. RefSeq lists its product as uncharacterized. The transcript has 2 exons. The coding region runs from base 1 to 285 and encodes 94 amino acids. NCBI's taxonomy places the organism in Eukaryota, Fungi, Ascomycota, Leotiomycetes, Helotiales, Sclerotiniaceae. The record is from RefSeq and is a predicted model, not a curated record.
AUGCGGGGUCCCAAUAACAAUGGGAGAAAAACUGAGGAUAUAAAAUGGGAGCUUGCAUUGGUUUCCAUCUCCCCAUUCCCCCAUCCCACUAUAUCCUCCGUAUCAGCACGCCGAUCAAUCAGAAGAAGAGGAUGUAUGGACAACUUGUCAAUCAAGAAAGGUCCCAGAGACGGCGAGGGCAAGGAGGAAGAGCAUAUCUCGUCUAAAUACGGCCCACCACCACCACGAAGAAACGGUACUAACCGACCAAAUGAGGUGCCCACUAUCCGCAAAGGAUCUCGGUAG